Messenger RNA from Quercus lobata, 1122 nucleotides. Its product is annotated as zinc finger BED domain-containing protein RICESLEEPER 1-like. The record is from RefSeq and is a predicted model, not a curated record. Lineage: Eukaryota; Viridiplantae; Streptophyta; Magnoliopsida; Fagales; Fagaceae. The transcript is spliced from 2 exons. Gene Ontology annotation, molecular function: DNA binding. Bases 1 to 1122 code for a protein of 373 amino acids.
AUGGCUCAGAACGAUGCCGCGGCAGCUCCAGUGGCGAGGAGGAGCUCCGUUGGUCAGAGGAGAGGAGGCGGUGGCAGCUCUGUUUGGGCAGAGGAGAGGAGGCGUUGGCAGCUCCGUUGGUCAGAGGAGAAGGCUUCUGAACACGUUCUGUUCUGUUUGGUCAUGGAAACCAACACUAAUGAACCCUCUGUCCAAACACCAGCUGCUACAGAAAAUGAUGGUGCUAUUCCCACCCAAGUUGAAGAUUCUGCUGCUACCCAAGCUGAAGCAGCUGCUGCUUCUGAGUUGCCCCCAGUUCCACCAUGCCAAGUGAGUAUGACAGCUCCUGUUAGUGGUGGUUGUAGUGGUAGGAAAAAGUCUGUUGUUUGGGGUCACUUUGAAAAAGUAAAGAUAGGUGAGGGUGAUACUAGUAAAACUAAGGCUAUCUGUAAUUAUUGUCAAAAAUCUUAUAAUGCUGAUAGUAAGAGUUGUGGUACUAGUAAUUUGUUAGCUCAUGUGCCAAUAUGUCCUAAGAACCCUAAUAGAGAAGAUGUAGUUAGAGGGCAGAAAACAUUAGCUUUUGUACCCAAAAAGGAUGGAGAAGACGGAUUCCACCUUGUGUCAACAUCCUUUUCUGUUGAGGCUUCUAGAAAGGCAUUGGCCGAAAUGGUUAUAAUUGAUGAGUUGCCUUUUAGGUAUGUCGAGGGGUAUGGGUUUAAGAAAUUUGUAAGUACCUUACAACCUAAGCUUAGAUUAAAGGAUAUCCCAUCUCGUCAAACUGUGGCUAGGGAUGUGAUUGGCAUUUAUAAUAGUGAGAGAGAGAAGCUAAGGAAAUCCUUGAAGGGUUGUAGGGUGUGUCUCACUACGGACACAUGGACUUCUAUUCAAAAUUUAAAUUAUAUGUGUCUGACUUGUCACUUUAUUGAUGAUGCUUGGAAAUUGCAUAAGAGAAUUCUAAAUUUUUGUCAAGUUGAAGACCACAAGGGGGAGACUAUAGGUAGAAAGAUUGAGAUGUCAUUGCGUGAGUGGGGUAUUGAUGGGAUAUUCACCUUGACGGUGGAUAAUGCUAGUUCAAAUUUAACAACAAUUAAAUUUUUGCAAAGGGUGACUAAAGAUUGGAAUGGGGCAGUUUUAGGAAAUUAG